This is a messenger RNA of Carassius gibelio (silver crucian carp), 2501 nucleotides long. It is a transcript of the gene traf3ip2l, whose product is annotated as TRAF3 interacting protein 2-like. Gene Ontology annotation, biological process: positive regulation of canonical NF-kappaB signal transduction; humoral immune response. The transcript is spliced from 10 exons. The coding region runs from base 206 to 1534 and encodes 442 amino acids. Lineage: Eukaryota; Metazoa; Chordata; Actinopteri; Cypriniformes; Cyprinidae. The record is from RefSeq and is a predicted model, not a curated record.
UUUGUGGUGUGAGUAAGCAGGUGUUGAGAAACUUCCAAACAGUAUGUACAUCGACUGCUACUGCUCGUGUGCUCUAUAUAUUGUCCGAUUUUGUACACGGAUAUUAGAGGUAUCGAAAUUAAAUAAUUCACGCGACUGUUUCAGCUGAUCAGAUUGCUGACUGGGACUAUGGAAUGGCUGCAGCUCUUUUGCAUUAGGCACAAGAAUGAUGCCUUCUUCGCAGUGCUUGCAAUAUAGGUAUAUUUAUCCCUUUGGCCACUACAGUUUACAAUCCCUCAACUUUCCAGAAGAGAACGUCGAGACUAUGGAGAAAAUCAUUACUGAGGACUCCAUCUGUGGCUCAAACUCCACCGAUUCCCAGCUUUCGCACGCAGACUGUUGCAUGUCAGGAAAUGAGUCCUCUUUGAGCACACAGGCUGACUUUAAGGAUAUCUGCAGAGACAGAAAGACCAACUACAGAUCCACACAAGCCAGUUACAGCCCUUACCAGCCCCCGAUAGGUCUACCUUCCGGCUACAAUCCCCAGACGCCCUUUCCCAGUCAGACAGAAGUAUUUCCAAGCACCCUAGGGCCGCAUAACAGGGACCUACUCCACUCGAGUUCCAUAGGCAGCAGUUCGAUGGAAUAUCCCAGUGGCAACCUCCCCUCUUGCUUAGUAUCUGAAAAUUACUGCAGUUAUCCUGGGGAUUCCAGCUACUCUUGCUCUCCAGACAGGCACAGCUUGGGAGAGGGAAGUCUGGAGCAGCCGCGUUCACUGCGCUCUAUCCCAACUGCGUUCGUGCCUAACAACUACUGCAUGCCUCCGCACCCAUGCGUGUCCCGUGGGCCCCCCUGCUGUAGUCAAUACCCUGUGGAUGUGUAUCAAAUGGAUCAGGGCUCUCAUUAUAGGGCACAUUACAACAUGCCCUGUUGGCCUUCACGCCCUGAAAACAGCAGACAAUCAGCCUCAGAGUUCACGUAUAGUGGCCACACCUCCCCUCACCCGCGAGCUAAACUAACCCCAAGCACAGCCCCUCUAUCCCUGGAGCAGAGGAAGGUGUUUGUUACAUAUGAAGCAGACAGUGAAAAACAUGUCAAAGAGAUCAUCAACUUUGUCGCCCUACUGAGACACAAUGGUUUCUACACUCACAUUGACAUGUUUGAACAACAAUUCAAGAGCAUAAGCAAGAUUGACUUCAUGGAAAGAUACAUCAGCGAAAAAGACUAUCUGAUCAUCAUAGUCAUUAGUCCAAAGUACCACGAGAUUGUGACCAAUGCCUCGUUUUUCAUGGAAAAUGAUGAAACACUCAACACCGUCUACAUACACAAGCAGUUACAAAACGAGUUCAUUCAGAACGGUGCCAGGAAUUACAGAUUCAUCCCCAUCUUGUUUCCCGGUGCCAAGAAGUGCCACGUCCCUUCAUGGCUUCAAAGCACACAGAUCUUCACCUGGCCCAGAGACCGGGAUGACAUUCUUCGUCGACUCAUGCGUGUUGAGAAGUACAACCCUCCACCCAUAGGAGAGCUGCCCACCAUUGUCUCCAUCCCAAUUUAGUUUGCUAGGUUUGUUCCUGUAUGUAGACCCACAAUAUGCCAGUUGUAAACAGGCCUGGGAUCCGUUUUAAAUUUGUUUACCCCUCUGAGCAACUAGAUUGAGUGUUUAAUAUGCUAAAAUCCCUAAAGCUACAGUUAUUUGAUGUAAUCUUAAUAGAAACCUCAUGUCAUAAUUAAUAUUUCACAACUCAUCAAUGAUGAAUACAUCAGAAUGUGUCCCGACAUGUAGAAGAACUGCAAAUGCGUAUUACAUAUGUAUUAAGUUCAUGAGUUAAAUAAGCUUGAGUGCUGAUAUUUGGAAUUUACUGUAGCUCAGUUUUGUUCUUUACUUUGUAUUAAGCUGUAUCAAAUCACAAUAAUUUCGGGGAAAGAAAAGGUCUAUUGUCAGUUGUGUAGUGAUGUGCUUCCACAGAAGUUGCAUUCAAAACAAGCGGCUUUCUGUUGGUCAUUGACAAGUCCAUACGACGAACUUAAACUCAUUGUGAAAUGUGCAUGGGGAAACCUUUUGCUCCAUGCCAAGUUCUUGAUCUUGUGGAUUUCUAUUGAAAUCAAAUUUUUCCCGCAAACAUUCAGUGAACAAUGAUAAAUAUAACCACACCUUUGGAGUUAAUUAAACUUUCUGUAACAAAACCGAUAGCUAUUACAUUUUUGUUAAAAUAUAGAAUAACUAUAGUAGGCCAGAAAUCUUCAAAGACAUAAACCUUUUCAUCAUGCUUCUUUGCUGUUGAGUGAACCUGAAAGAAGCCAGUACUACAAUGCCUUCACACACUGUACAAUUUAUUAUAAACAAAACCGCUUGUGCAUUGUGCCUUAGGAUUUCCCUUUGAAUCAUUAGAAUUGUGCCAGAAGAAAAAAAAAACUUUUUAUGUUGUGAGCUUCACAUGGAUAUUUCAUGUUCUUAGAUGAUCAUAGUCUGUUUUUAAAAAAAUAAACCCAUUUAAUAAAUGAAAUAAUCUGGGUGUUUUGUU